This is a messenger RNA of Microtus ochrogaster (prairie vole), 2204 nucleotides long. RefSeq names its product thioredoxin domain containing 12 (gene Txndc12). Gene Ontology annotation, cellular component: endoplasmic reticulum. The record is from RefSeq and is a predicted model, not a curated record. Lineage: Eukaryota; Metazoa; Chordata; Mammalia; Rodentia; Cricetidae.
AUUGGCGGCGGGUGCUGGGGCCGCGCUGCAUCCUGGAAGUGGCCGUCCGUCCCCUCUGCGCCCCAUUGUGUCUGCGCUUACCUUUUGUCUUGUACCUAACGGAGGGACGGCCUGGAGUUUAGUUUGGGUGUAUACUUGGCUGGGAUGUUGUUCACUGAUGGACUCUUCUAGUACCAGGAGGGAAAGUCGGGAAAUGUUGACUUGUUAGGUUGUAGAACGGAAAGACAUACUCGACCCAAGACAGAAACCAACAGAUUUAACGGAAAGAAGCGCUACACUUAAGUCAUUGUAGUGACUUAUGUUCCGGUUCCCUAGGAUCACCUCAUCAAUUGUGCAAUAACAGGCUCCAAGCAUGGUUUUCUUGGAGCUUGCGUCAGUUGAUUGCCUCAUGCCUGAGUGAAGACGUGCGGAUGCGAGGGGAAGAAAAGGUCCAGAGCUUCUCCAAAGUGCAUGCCUGCAAGACACAGACGUGUGCAUAGCAAAACGCGCUUACUGGGUGGGUUUCUAAGGAAUCCCGAGGAGAAAUCUAACAAUGAAAUACUAUAGUCCAGUCUUUUUUUAAUUUGCACAGUGGGACGGGAAAUUCCAAGCCAAUGGAUGACUUCUCUGUUGUGAGAGGCUGAUCUCACAGAUAAUAAUUUGCUUUUCGAAUAUUUAGUGCAGUGGUCCUUGGGAGGGAAGGGCUAGGCUGGAGGUCAGACGCAAUUAACAACGGUUUUCCCGAACUCGGCCCACCUUAUGCUGCUGUGUCCCUAGACCUAGACAUCCAGGAUUUAGGGAAAGCAAACUCAAAAUGUACUACCCCCAUCUUUCUGCGUGAUCUGCACCUUUAAGCUUACUACUCCAUUUCAAAGCGGACCCUGGAGGCACCGCCCACAUCCGUCUAACAUCACUUCCUUCAGUGUUUGGGAGAAAGAAAAAAAAGAAAAAAGAAAUCUGGGAACCCGAGGGGUUGGCCUGAGCGGCGAUAGGAGAGCGGACCGGACCUGCUGCAGGGAAUCCUGUGUUCUUCAGUCCCGUGGCCCUGUGCAACUACCACCAUGGAGAUGUCGCUUCGUUUCGAGGCCACCUGUUUGCUCUGCUGCAGUUUCCUGCUCCUCAUCACUUCUUCAGAUGGUCGCACUGGGCUUGGAAAGGGCUUUGGAGAUCAUAUUCACUGGAGGACGUUAGAAGACGGGAAGAAAGAAGCAGCUGCAAGUGGCUUGCCGCUGAUGGUGAUCAUCCAUAAGUCUUGGUGUGGAGCUUGCAAAGCUUUAAAACCCAAAUUUGCAGAAUCUACAGAAAUUUCAGAACUGUCCCAUAACUUUGUUAUGGUAAAUCUGGAGGAUGAAGAAGAACCCAAGGAUGAAGAUUUCAGCCCUGAUGGGGGUUAUAUUCCACGCAUCCUUUUCUUGGAUCCCAGUGGCAAGGUGCGUCCUGAGAUCAUCAAUGAGGGUGGAAACCCCAGCUACAAAUAUUUCUACGCCAGUGCCGAGCAAGUUGUUCAGGGCAUGAAGGAAGCUCAGGAGAGGCUGACAGGUGAUGCCUUCAGAGAGAAACACCUUCAAGAUGAGCUGUGACAUGAAGGAGUGUUCUGGAAGAAAAGCAGCAGGAAUCCUGAGGAAUCACCCAGAACAGUUCAACCACCAGGAAACCAAGCUUCUACCUACACCGGCAGGAGCUCUCACUGUGGAAGAGGCUUGCUGCUGAAGCGGGUCCAUGCAUCCAGCAGCAUGGCCAUGUCUUCUGCUCCCUCUCUCCUAACUAGCCAUUCCUUUGAAUGUAAAGGAUAAAACUGUCUGGUACAAAACUUGAGCCACUUGGAGAUUUGCUCCACGUCAGUAUUUGCCUCCUUGCCCGUUUCCUCCUGCUGUGCUCAUGCUGAAGUGAACGGAGAUGGGAAGUAGCUUUUCUAUAGUGUUUCUAAAGACGUCAUUCUCCUUUUCUCUUGGUGAUCAUCCUGGGCUUCUUCCUCAAUUCCUGUGGCCUUCCUUCUCUGUGCAGGCCUCCCUGCUCGCACGAAUGUGUGUCACGAUCGGCCGUGUGCUGGGACUCAGCCCCAGCUGGAAGCAUGCUUUCCCCAUUGCUGUUAGAGAAACCCAAACCUUCAAGCCCUGAGUGGAGCCAUUUUGUCAAUUCAUCAACUGUAUUUUUGUACUGGGGUUAAAACAAGAAAAGAUAAGAUAUUAAUUAUUUCACUAAGCUUUAAUAAAACUUUAAACAGA